Messenger RNA from Paraglomus brasilianum, 2073 nucleotides. Lineage: Eukaryota; Fungi; Glomeromycota; Glomeromycetes; Paraglomerales; Paraglomeraceae. The record is from the annotation of a GenBank genome assembly.
AUGGGCCAGCCGUUGUCCACUGCCCGAGACAUAAAGUCCGCUGUCACCAACAGGCGUUCGGCUGCAGUCGCUACAGUAGUCUUGCUUGGAUAUUUGAUAAACCGAUAUGUUCGAGAAGAGAAAAAACGUCAAGCUACCCGAAGGGCGGAAGCUGCAGAGAUUGUUUCCACUCAAGACAAUAGAAGUAGACGCCAAAAAAAAGUCGGUGUUGAUGCCCAUUUUUUAGAACAGAUCAAAAGGCUCUUGCCUAUUUGCAUACCGGGCCCCGCAUCAAAAGAAUCUGUCUUGCUGGUUUCUCUUGCGCUGGUUCUUAUUGCUAGGACGUGGCUCGAUAUUUGGUUCUCUGGGUUCAAUGGACACGUUGUCAAAGCGAUUGUAUCUCGUGAUCGGAAGUCAUUUAUUGCUCUCGCAAUUAUCGAGUUUGGUUUUAUGAUGUGGCCAAUGAGUAUAGUGAAUAAUUCUCUUAAGCUAUCUAUAAGUGCCUUGUCAUUAGCCUUCAGGAAACGUCUUACAAAGCACGCGCAUAAUCAAUACCUUCGAGACAUUACAUUCUACAAAAUUUCCAACUUGGACAACAGGAUUCAAAAUGCUGAUCAAUUAUUGACCCAAGAUAUUGACAAAUUUGCCGAAAACCUCAGCCAUCUUUAUUCUGAUAUCGCCAAGCCAUUGGUUGAUAUUUUUCUGUUUGCUUAUAAAUUGGGAGAAGCUAUUGGUCGAGAAGCUCCUAUAUAUAUGAUCGCCUAUUUUAUGCUGUCCGGAGUUGCUUUACGCGCGAUUUCACCACCAUUUGGAAAAUUUACUGCCGUUGAACAAAAACUAGAAGGCGAUUUCCGUUUCACUCAUUCGCGCAUUAUUGCACACUCAGAAGAGAUUGCUUUCUAUGGUGGCGGCGAGCGUGAGAAAGUUGUGGUUAAUGGGAGCUUUGACAAGAUCGUUCGUCACGUUAAGAAAAUCUAUAGAUUGCGAUUCGCCAAUGGAAUUAUUGAUUCCGUCUUGGUAAAAUAUUGCGCGACCAUGACAGCGUACUAUCUCCUAGCAAGACCUGUCUUUGAUCCUAGAUAUGCUACGGAGUACAUGGGCAAGUUAGAUGCUGAUCCAACAAAGAUUAUGGAAGAUUAUUCAAGAAACUCGGGAUAUCUUGUCAAUCUCUCGCAAGCUGUUGGACGGCUGAUUUUGGCAGGACGUGAUUUAACUAGAUUCGCUGGUUAUACGUCACGUGUGGCCGAGCUCUUUGAUGUGCUCGAGGAUGUUAACAAAGGUCGUUAUGAACGGACUAUGGUCAGCAAGGAUGUGAAUGAGGCGAACACUGUGAAAGCUAUAACGCCCAAUGACCUUAGUGGAAGGGUGACCACACAAGACGGUGUUAUUAUUUUUGAAAAAGUGCCCAUAAUUACACCAAAUGGGGAUGUCUUGGUGAGAGAAAUGUCAUUCAAAGUCGAAAAGGGAAUGAACUGCCUGAUAUCAGGGCCUAAUGGCUGCGGAAAGUCUUCGCUUUUCCGAAUUCUCGGGGACCUGUGGCCAUUAUUCGACGGCAAUGUUACCAAACCGUCAGCAUCGCAGUUGUUCUACGUACCUCAGAAGCCUUACUUGGCAUUGGGGACUUUUCGCGAUCAGGUUAUAUAUCCAGACACAAGGACACAAGCACGCAUGAAGGGGUAUGAUGAUACUAAAUUGAUGGAAUUAUUGGGUGUUGUCCAUCUAGGUUACAUAGUUGGUCGAGAAGGUGGAUGGGAUGCCGUUCAGGACUGGGCUGAUGUAUUAUCUGGGGGAGAGAAACAGAGAGUAGCUAUGGCAAGAUUAUUCUAUCAUCGACCACAAUUUGCAAUACUAGACGAAUGCACAAGUGCAGUGAGUAUUGAUGUGGAAGGGCUUAUGUACACACACGCUCGUAAACUAGGAAUUACUCUGUUCACAGUCUCCCAUCGUGUCUCAUUGUUAAAUACCACGAAUGGCUUCUUCGAUUUGACGGGCAAGGAGCCUAUGAGUUUAGAAAAAAGCGAUCUUACGGCUCCAUUUGCUUCUAAUUCAACACGGAAUAGAGACGAAGGCGACAUUACUAGUAGUGACGAUUAA